Mus musculus (house mouse) is the source of this 5970-nucleotide messenger RNA. It is a transcript of the gene Slc9a3, whose product is annotated as solute carrier family 9 (sodium/hydrogen exchanger), member 3. Gene Ontology annotation, biological process: regulation of pH; monoatomic cation transport; transmembrane transport. Bases 103 to 2592 code for a protein of 829 amino acids. Gene Ontology annotation, cellular component: early endosome membrane; apical plasma membrane; membrane. Gene Ontology annotation, molecular function: sodium:proton antiporter activity; antiporter activity. The transcript is spliced from 16 exons. Lineage: Eukaryota; Metazoa; Chordata; Mammalia; Rodentia; Muridae. The record is from RefSeq and is marked validated.
CUGACUGCUGCCAGCUCCGGGCUCGCGCAGAGGGCUGCGACGGAGAGCGCAGCAGGUACUCACCAAGGUAUGCGUGUUGGCUCCCGGAGCUGAGCAGCAGCGAUGUGGCACCGGGCUCUGGGACCAGGGUGGAAGCUGCUGCUGGCCCUGGCGCUGACCAGCCUGCAAGGCGCGAGGGGGGCUGAGGAGGAACCGAGCAGUGAUGGGAGCUUCCAGGUGGUCACCUUCAAAUGGCACCACGUCCAGGAUCCAUACAUCAUUGCGCUCUGGAUCCUCGUGGCCAGCUUGGCCAAAAUCGUCUUUCACCUGUCCCACAAGGUCACCAGUAUCGUCCCCGAGAGUGCUCUACUCAUCGUUCUGGGCCUGGUGUUGGGUGGCAUCGUCUGGGCAGCUGACCACAUCGCCUCCUUCACACUCACACCCACGCUCUUCUUCUUCUACCUGCUGCCCCCUAUUGUGUUGGAUGCUGGAUACUUCAUGCCCAAUCGACUCUUCUUUGGCAACCUGGGCACCAUUCUGCUAUAUGCUGUCAUUGGCACUAUAUGGAAUGCAGCCACCACAGGAUUGUCCCUCUAUGGUGUCUUCCUCAGUGGCUUGAUGGGUGAACUGAAAAUUGGACUCCUGGAUUUCUUGCUGUUUGGUAGCCUCAUUGCAGCUGUGGACCCAGUGGCUGUGCUGGCUGUGUUUGAGGAAGUCCAUGUCAAUGAAGUCCUCUUCAUCAUUGUCUUUGGGGAGUCACUGCUGAAUGAUGCAGUGACUGUGGUCUUGUACAAUGUUUUUGAGUCUUUUGUGACACUGGGUGGUGACGCAGUGACUGGCGUGGAUUGUGUGAAAGGCAUAGUGUCCUUCUUCGUGGUGAGCCUGGGGGGCACUCUGGUGGGUGUUAUCUUCGCCUUCCUGCUGUCCUUGGUGACUCGCUUCACCAAGCAUGUGCGUAUCAUCGAGCCUGGCUUCGUCUUUGUCAUUUCCUACCUGUCCUAUCUGACCUCCGAGAUGCUGUCUUUGUCAUCCAUCCUGGCCAUCACCUUUUGCGGCAUCUGCUGUCAGAAGUACGUGAAGGCCAACAUCUCAGAGCAGUCGGCCACCACUGUGCGCUACACUAUGAAGAUGCUGGCCAGUGGAGCAGAGACCAUUAUCUUUAUGUUCCUGGGUAUCUCAGCUGUGAACCCCGACAUCUGGACAUGGAACACAGCUUUUGUGUUGCUGACACUGGUCUUCAUUUCUGUAUAUCGAGCCAUUGGUGUUGUUCUGCAGACCUGGAUCCUGAAUCGCUACAGAAUGGUGCAGCUAGAAACCAUUGACCAGGUGGUCAUGUCCUAUGGUGGCCUGCGUGGGGCAGUGGCCUAUGCCUUGGUGGUACUUCUGGAUGAGAAGAAAGUCAAGGAGAAAAAUCUGUUUGUCAGCACCACUCUCAUUGUGGUUUUCUUCACAGUCAUCUUUCAGGGCCUGACCAUUAAGCCCCUGGUGCAGUGGCUGAAGGUGAAGAGGAGCGAGCAUCGUGAGCCAAAGCUCAAUGAGAAGCUACAUGGCCGGGCUUUCGACCACAUCCUCUCAGCCAUUGAGGACAUCUCAGGACAAAUUGGACACAAUUACCUCAGAGAUAAGUGGUCCAAUUUUGACCGGAAGUUCCUCAGCAAAGUCCUCAUGAGAAGAUCUGCUCAAAAAUCUCGAGAUCGGAUCCUGAAUGUUUUCCAUGAGCUGAAUUUGAAGGAUGCUAUCAGCUAUGUGGCUGAGGGAGAGCGCCGUGGGUCCCUGGCCUUCAUUCGCUCCCCAAGUACGGACAAUAUGGUCAAUGUGGACUUCAACACACCCCGCCCAUCUACUGUGGAGGCGUCUGUCUCAUAUUUCUUGAGGGAAAAUGUCAGUGCUGUAUGCCUGGACAUGCAGUCCUUGGAACAGAGGCGGAGGAGCAUCCGUGACACCGAGGACAUGGUCACCCACCACACACUGCAACAGUACCUGUACAAGCCUCGGCAGGAGUACAAGCAUCUCUAUAGUCGGCACGAGCUAACACCCAAUGAGGAUGAAAAGCAGGACAAGGAAAUCUUUCACAGAACCAUGAGGAAGCGCCUGGAGUCCUUUAAGUCAGCUAAGCUAGGCAUCAACCAGAAUAAGAAGGCGGCCAAGCUGUACAAGAGGGAGCGCGCACAGAAGCGGAGGAAUAGCAGCAUUCCUAAUGGGAAACUGCCUAUGGAGAACCUGGCACACAACUACACCAUCAAGGAGAAAGAUUUGGAACUUUCAGAGCAUGAGGAGGCCACCAACUAUGAAGAGAUCAGUGGAGGCAUUGAGUUUCUGGCCAGUGUCACCCAGGAUGUAGCCUCUGACUCUGGGGCAGGAAUUGAUAAUCCCGUGUUCUCCCCUGAUGAGGAUCUGGACCCAAGCAUCCUAUCCAGGGUGCCACCCUGGCUGUCCCCUGGGGAGACCGUGGUGCCCUCCCAGAGGGCCCGUGUUCAGAUUCCAAACUCUCCCAGCAACUUCCGCCGCCUGACACCAUUCCGCCUCAGCAACAAAUCCGUGGAUUCCUUCCUGCAGGCUGAUGGCCACGAGGAACAGCUCCAACCGGCUGCCCCCGAGUCCACACACAUGUAACUGCUUUCCUCCUCUAACGCGUUCUUUCUUCCCAGCUGUUGCCGUCAGGUGUACCUGCACUUUUUCAGACUUUGCAGCAGCUGUCUUCACUCUGCAAACCCUGUCUUGGUCAUCUGUCCAGCUGUAUAUUUCUUAGAACCUGCUUGUCCACAGAGCUCUUCCACCUGCUCUUUGCUUCUGUCUCUCGGCUUGCCCCCGCUUCCACCCUUUUCGACAGGGUUUCCCUGAGCAGCUCUGGCUGCUGGAACUUAGCUAUGAAAACCAGGCUGCCUUUGCCUCCUGAGUGCUGGAAUUAAAGAUCUGGCUCUUUGAAAGAGCCUUAUGUGCCUUGAGGCUUGUGAUAGGUUUUUAGGGUAGAGCAGUAGUACCCAGGGAUGGGUGUGGCACUGCUACCCCUUGUGGAGGGGGCUGCUAUCAAUGGCAGGGUUUGAAAGUGUCAGAAUAUGGGGAGUGAGCCAGAUCUGCUCAGUGCAUAGCUGCCUAGGAAGGUUCAGAGACACCGGCUGGAACUCCUCCUAACUCUGCAGUAGUGCACAGCAGAAAAUGCCCCCAUUUGGUGUGGAAGGUUAGGGGUCUUUCUUUGCACUUGAGCCUGAGGUACCCUUUCCAUGGUCAGGCACCUAAUUUUGGGCAAGCCAUGGAGGAACAGCAAACUCAGGGGGAAGGGAAUCUUGGACUGAGUACAGGCUUCUGGAGGUCAGUGUUGAUCUGGACUGAGAGCCACUCACACUCCUGUUUUCCCACAGGUGACACGGGCUCUGGCACAUCGCUUACUGGACGCUUGUCUCGUCAGCCAUCUGCUGCUUCCCAGCAGUCUUUGCUCCCCGCAGGGCUCGCCCACCCACGCGCCCCAAGCCCCGCCCCAUCUGAGCGCACCUCGACUGUCACUUUUGCCUCUGGUGAUCCCGGGACAGAGCCAGAGCACCGGGCCCCACCCAGUGCACAUGCUCGGUCGGCAGCUGCACGCCGGGUACACAGUAGGCGCUCAUUCCAAAGGCCUCGCCCGCGCCGACGACCAGCUCUGCUAAAACUCGCUUCUCUUCCGGGCUCUAUAGAACUGCCACUGCACGCUCUGGAGCAAGAAGAGACGCCACUGUAAUUGCUGCCUGGCCAGGGGCCCAGCUCAGAGGGUCUCCUUCAGUGGCCCCUCCCCAACCAGCUAGUGUUCUUAGGGUCCAAUGCACCCUGGGAGUCUUAAUGCAUAGCCUAGCCCUAGGAAGAAUCCAUCUGGUGUCCCCAGGAUACCACACUGCCUCCUGCCAUCUUCUUGCCCUGGUUCAGAUCCUAGGGCUCUGUGGUGCUGCCUCCCCACCCCUACCCUGAGGCUAGAGCCCUUGUUAGUGUUUGCCACCCUUACUCUGAGGAGGAGGAAGAUCCCUGAGCGGCUUGUGGUGGACUUAAAUCACUGCUGGUACAAAAGAAGGUCUCAAAAAUUAAGAUGUGUAGAAGUGGCACUGCCCAGAUCAACCUCAUUCUAAAUAGGUAGCAGGUCCUAUGCAUCCCCAGAAAUAUACACCCCGAGGCCCUAUCUGACCCCCUUCCAAGUUAGUUCUCCAGACUGCCCUAGACCUUGUGAUUAACUGCAGAAAUAUUUGGCUCUUCUAGCUCAGACUUUCCCUGCCUGGCCCCUCCCAGCCUGGUCCUUGCCAUCACAAACAAGGUGUCUGGCCUGAGCUAUGCCUAAGUUGGGAACACUGCAGAUGGCCAGGCAGGCUGAGCUAGGGCGCUAGUAGUGGUUCACUAGAAACCUUGGUCAAAAUUAUAGCCAGCUCUCUGGUAUCAAUCAAAGGCAGGGAAGACCUGGGGCAUAGAGGGGCUCUACAUCACUCAAGAGUAGGGGAAUGUAGGAACCCACUCUCUGGGCAAUUUGUUCUGCCCCCAGAUCUUCAGGGACUCUGCCUUAGAACAUUGGCCCUCUGUAGGGGUAAGAGGCUGGGCCAUCAUCCCUUAUCACUUUUCCUCAGAAGUCCAGUAUUGAAGAGUCACCUGAGUUUUGCUUCCAACUCACUGGAAACUUGGCCUGUACCACAGGGUAUCACUUAAGGGAGAUCGAGAUGAGUCUAAAGGUGGACUUAAGGACUUCCUGGAGACUUCUGAAACAAAGCACUCAGGUUUCUGCUCAGGAAACUAAAUACCAUGUCUCAGGAACAAGGCUGACAGUCACCUUCAGAGGAGUCCCAGGAAGGUCCAUCAACUUAUAUUAAUGCUGCAGUUGAUUCAUGGAUAGGAAGAGAGCUGAGAGAAGUGAAUGAAAACAAAGCAAGUUCGCUCAACAUACUGCAUUGUGCUUCAGAGUGCCGUUCCCCAACGGAACCUGUCAGUAUGCUGUUGACUGGCUAGCUCAGACUCGGCCAUCAGGGAGAUGCUCAGCACCUGACUUCCACAGCCCUGAAGCAUUUGUCCAUUUCUGAAGUCCAGCCACCAUACAAUGCUGGGAUCCGGAAUUUCACCAGAUUAUUUGGAGCUGCCAUUUAGAGUACCUCCUAGGCACGGUGUACCUGGCUACUGUACCAGGGGUGUUCUGCGAGGCAUCUCUCAGCCCCUGCUCUGCAGACAAGUUUCUCAUACCUUCCUGUGCCAGGACACUGCCUUAACACCUCACCUGAUCUGCUGGACAUGGGGUCCAAUUCCCACUGCAGAAUUAGAAGCCAAAUGUGAUGAGACAGGCUUCGGCAACUGUCACCUUGCACCAGUACCCAGAGAUACCAAAGCUAGCAGCUGGGUGAUCAAUCUGUGGAACUCUUUGACACUCUGUCCAUAUUUUAGCUGUGCACAGGCCAUGUCCUUUGAGCGUGUGAACCACACCAUUGGGCAUAGCCAUAUGGAAUCAGAGUCUUGACAAGAAAGCCUCAUUCACAAAACCCCACUUCCUGUGCUUAAAUGACACAGUGGCCACAUCUCAUAGUUGAGGACCCUCUUGUUCUUGUCAUUGUUGUACAAUAGAAUGUAAAAUCCUAUGAAUGUAUUUCCUUAGGAAAACUGUUGUAAAAGGUUUUUUUUAUUAGAAGAGAAUUUCUAUUUAUUUAAUACUGAACUCAGACCUGCUUUGUGGUACUACAAAGUAUACAAAUUUAGGAAAUUUGUAUUUCCACUUCUGUAUUUUCUUGAAAAUAAUUUUAUUACAGUGUUCAAUAUACUAUGUAUUACUAAUCUUUUUAUGAAAGGAAAUUUAAAGGACUUCAUCAAAACUAGAAAUAUAUUUUGAAUGGUUAAAAUUGUGUAUUAAUGUGAACAUAGUCAUAGUUGAGCUUCAAUUCUGAUCACAGAAUCUCGUGCCUUAAAGCGGCCCUCCAAUGUGCUGGGCAGCAUUUGUACAAGGAGUUCAUCAGCAAACUGCAGGGACUGCUUGCUUAUGUCUAUUAAAAACACUUUGAGGCA